This is a messenger RNA of Diospyros lotus (date-plum), 3261 nucleotides long. Its product is annotated as cyclin-T1-3-like. Gene Ontology annotation, cellular component: cyclin/CDK positive transcription elongation factor complex; nucleus. Bases 780 to 2663 code for a protein of 627 amino acids. Gene Ontology annotation, molecular function: cyclin-dependent protein serine/threonine kinase activator activity. Gene Ontology annotation, biological process: positive regulation of DNA-templated transcription, elongation; regulation of transcription by RNA polymerase II. Lineage: Eukaryota; Viridiplantae; Streptophyta; Magnoliopsida; Ericales; Ebenaceae. The transcript has 9 exons. The record is from RefSeq and is a predicted model, not a curated record.
UUUUGCUAGGGGGGGGGGCUUGUUUUCCAUUUCCAGUGAAUUCAAUCACCGCGGCACAGCACAGUCCACCUCGAUUUCUCUAGGGUUUCCUAUCCCAUUCGAGCCGGCUUCGUCCCCUUCCUCCUCGUCGCCAUCCACCGCCGAAGUCGAGCCCCUACUUGGGCUUCGUCGCCAUCUCCGACUUCCUGUGAGUCGCUAUCCACCGCCGAAGAAGACCAUCUCCGACUUCCUGUGACUCGCCAUCCACGGCCAUCCAUCUUCGACUGGGGCUUCGUCGCCAUCUCCACAAAAGACCAGCUCUGACUUCGUUUUCAUCGCCAUCUCCGCAGAAGACCAUCUUCGAUUUUGAGCUUCACACCACCAGGGCAUCUUCUUCUUCUUCUUCUUCCACGUGAGCGAUAUUGACCUUCGACCAUCGAUCUGGAGUCUUCGUCCACUGGAAGCGAUCUUGUUCUCUGUUUCAGCGAGUGAUCUUGGUUUCUGUUUCAGCGAGCGAUAUUCGUGUUCUCCAUCUCCGCCGAAGUCGACCUCCUAUUCCAACUUGCAGACCGCCGUUCAUCCUCGUCGCCAUCUUCGUCCACGGUUGAGAAACUGUGUUUCAGAUAGCUGAUACACGGAGUUUCUGAAAAAAUGGACAAGUCACUGACUGCAGAAACGAAUAGUGCAAGGAGGCUGCUGAUUUGAUCAUUUGGCGGGCAAGGCCUCCUUUGUAAGAAAGGAGAGAGAAAGAAAAAGUUUAACUUCUAUAUCAAAGAAAUUCUUUUCCAAAAGAGAUACACAUGGCUGGUAUGUUGCCUGGUGAUUCUUCUCAGCAUGGAGGGUAUGAAGGUGGGUCUUACAAAUCAUCUCAGGAUGGUGGCCGAUGGUAUUUCUCUAGGAAGGAAAUAGAAGAAAAUUCCCCGUCCAGACAAGAUGGUAUUGAUUUGAAGAAAGAGACUUAUCUACGCAAGUCAUAUUGUACAUUCUUACAAGAUUUGGGCAUGAGACUUAAAGUGCCUCAGGUAACAAUAGCUACUGCAAUAAUUUUCUGCCAUCGAUUCUUUCUUCGUCAAUCCCAUGCCAAGAACGACAGGAGGACCAUUGCAACAGUUUGUAUGUUUCUGGCAGGGAAGGUUGAAGAAACUCCCCGGCCGUUAAAGGAUGUUAUACUUGUCUCUUAUGAAAUUAUUCAUAAAAAGGAUCCUGCUGCAGUACAGAGGAUCAAACAAAAGGAGGUAUAUGAACAACAGAAGGAACUAAUUUUAUUGGGAGAAAGGGUUGUCCUUGGAACUCUUGGUUUUGAUCUUAAUGUGCAUCAUCCAUAUAAACCCCUUGUUGAGGCAAUAAAGAAAUUCAAGGUUGCUCAAAAUGCCCUUGCUCAAGUUGCAUGGAAUUUUGUCAAUGAUGGGCUGCGGACAUCACUCUGCUUGCAAUUUAAGCCCCACCACAUUGCAGCAGGUGCCAUUUUCCUUGCUGCCAAGUUCCUCAAAGUAAAGCUCCCAUCUGAUGGUGAAAAGGUCUGGUGGCAGGAGUUUGAUGUCACCCCACGCCAAUUGGAGGAGGUUAGUAAUCAAAUGUUGGAACUGUAUGAGCAGAAUAGAGCAGCACCUUCUCAGGCAAGUGAAGUAGAAGGAAGUCCUGGAGCAGGCAUCAGCCAUCGGCCCCCUACAAAAGCUCCUACUGGCAAUGAGGAACAUGCAACAAAUAAUAGUAAUUCUCAGGGUGGUGGUGCUAUUUCAAAGCCUGGAACCUUGAAGCCAGCAUCAUCUAAGCCAGUUCCUGAUCAUUCAUACACUGAUAAUCAUGGCGGGCCUCCAAAAGUCACCCAAAACCGGAUUAAUGACUAUGGGAGCGCUGAGGUAAAGAGUGUGUCAGAUCACAGAGGAGAUGGUGAGGUUGUCAAUCAACAUCAUGAAUCAGAGCAAUCACUUUACCUGGAAAACAUGGGGGAAGUCCAGAAUAGUUACAGGAUUGGCUCAGGACGUGGUGAAGAAGAUCAAGAAAGAAAUGUUGUGAGAAGCGAAGCACGAGAAGUGGGGGAAUUCAAGGACAAAUACCAUGGCCGACAUCUGGAUUACAGAGAUGGGACAGUUGGCCAAUCACCCCAAGAAGCUAUUAAAAAGAUUGACAAAGACAAGGUAAAGGCUGCUCUGGAGAAAAGAAAGAAGUCCCGUGGUGAGAUAGCUCGGAAAACAGACGUGAUGGACGAGGAUGAUCUCAUUGAAAGAGAACUGGAGGAUGGCAUUGAAUUAGCUGCAGAGAGUGAUAAGAUGAAGCGGGAGAGGAGGCAAGGCUGGUCAAAGUCAUCAAACUGGACAGAUCAUGACAACACCCAUCAUGGGAAGCAUCAAGAUGAUUCUGGAGAUGGACACCACCUAGGAACAAGAGGGCAGUCAUCUUCACAUGGACAAGAUUUUGAAAAUGUGGAAGAAGGGGAGGUGGCAGCGUUCGAUGAUGCUGCCCAUGGAUAUAGAUCGCCAAAGUUGAGCAGCAGCAGCCGAAAGAGAAGGGCUGGGAGUCCACCAGAUAGAGCAUUUGAGGGAAAGCAACGUUAUGAUUACGUCUCUUCUGGGUCGUCCCACCAUCAUAGUCACCAUGAAUUUCCAGAAGAUAGAAACAAGUUGGCCAGACUGGGUCAUUCUGAGAGGGAUCAGAAAAGGCACUUGCAGGAAAAUCAUGUCUAAAGAAUGCUAUGCUUGCUGCUGGAGCAUGUAAUGUUUUUGAAGUGUUCUCUGCUGGUGUCGAACCACAAAUCAAUAGCCUCUUCUCUCUUGUUUGAGCUGCCAAUGUUAUUAUCUAGCGGCAGCGGCAGGUAAUGAUUUCCGUAGCCAGUGGAGGAUUAUUCUACUAAGUUAAAACAUGGACGACAAUGGAGGAGCUUUAUUUCUGGUUCGGUCAACCUGCCUGUACUACAUUACAUAUGCGCUGUUAUGCCUAGCUGCUGCUGGUAUUAUAUGGAUAAAAUUUCUAUGAAAAGAAUAACAAAGUUGAUUAAUUGGGUCCGGUGGCCGUUUGGUUCUAUUAGCUGUGUUUACUCUCUGAAAAUAUUUGGGAUUAUCAGGUAUAAUUCGAUGAUAAUCUAGUUGAGGAACUUAAAAUGAUAUUUGAGAGAGAGAGCUAUUUGGAUGGUUCUCAAUUGUAGAUACCGACUUUCCCAGUUUGUUCUGUUCGGGAGGGGAGAGAUGCAUUUCUAAUUGUGGUUGGAGGUAUUGAUGUCUGUAUACCUUAUGUUCCCUACUGAACUGAAACAAUUAUUAAAGUUGAAUUUUGAUAUUCAAGAGA